AUGGCCUCGCGGGAUUUUGCUUUGCCAGGUGGCAUACCGUUUUCUUCUAUUACUCGCGUGGACGCUGCCUGUGCUUACACUAGCGGGAGAUCUGCUGUACGUUUACUUAACCAUCCGGCCUUUUCCACUUAGGCCCUCGAAAAUUGGGUGCCGGUGUCGAUGGACAAUUUAUAUGACAGCUUUCGAAUGCUGCUCUGGACGUAGCAGUCAUAUGACAGGAUCCUUUAGUUGUCUAUCAAUUACUUUCUGUACUUGAACUGCAAGUACUUCCCGCGGUCCACUGCUAAGCUGCUGCACAGUUGCGUACCCAAGUCGAGUCAAUAUCGCCUUAUCACUAAGGCACACCCUGACAGCACUGUACUAGCGGGCACCGGCAUCUCAUAUUUGUGGUUUUAUAUGCGGCUAGUGGUAUGACAAAGCACAGCCUGUGUGAGUAACUCAGCCUCACUGCCAUGCCCCGCCACUGGCGCCGGAUACGCGGAGGACUGCUGGACGGAUUUUGCCUUGCAUGGACUAUUGAAAGUCAGCCAAUCACAAAAUAGGCCGUAGACUAACCGUAGGGGUUAGUCCUUAGCGAGUGCUAUGUUAUUAGGGCACUAAAGCCCGGUCCGUUUAUUAGUCGCCCUUCUGUCAACCGACUGACAGCGUUGCGCGCCUCUGGCUACGCUCAGACUCGCUGACCCCAGCGUCGUUAUGAUGAGGGUGUUCGUGAUCUCUUUCGCGGCUAUUUUGACUAAGGUCUCCGCAUAUUUUAUACGGACGCCAUUUGCUUGACCGGGGGAAUCAUUGCGCCCGUGGUAGAUCCCACCUAAGCAUAGUAGUGUUAUUAAGCCAUCGAGGUGGAUGCUGAAUCGCCGACUGCAUUUACUUCGACCAGUAACGAGAAAAUAGUGACUUGCCCUAAAGAGGUAGUUAUGAGACUGGUCUCCACGUUUAUUGAAUUUCAGUAGUCAAAUAUGACCGUUUUAAGCAUUCAUUCUCCUGAUGCAGUUUUCGUUUGCUUGAUGUGUGGAAUACUUAAAGCCUCUAAUACUUUUCAGAAUCAACGUAGUGUUAGAGUCCUUUAUUGGACGCAAAUUCAGACUACUUCGUUGUACAAUCACCUACGUCGCGAGCUCUCGAGAUGAAACCCAAAGGGACGGAUAAGAUGUUGCACCCAUCUAGCAGGAAGGCUAAGAAGCGUAUCUCCCAGGCUCAUCACGUCUCAAAAAUCAACAAGUAUAUAUGCAUGUCGAUGUGCGUCUAACAUUCUCAUAGAAGGAAGAAACUCCGCAAAUGCAAGGACGAGUUAAAGAGUACGAAAUGAAAUCUUACCCUCGAAUCAUAUAGGACUGAAGCUGGCUUGGUUCAAGGAUAACAUUCCGAAGGACGCCACCUCCCUGUCGGAUCUUGAGAUCAAACAACUUAUGGCCAAGUAAGUCUUUGGCGAAACGUAUCUUUGUGCAAUGAUUUACCGUACUAACAACACAGGUAUUAGCUAAAAGCCCAGACACGCGUCUUUCGCCGAUCUUAUGCUGCUGCCUGGCGCAGCUGCGAGGGGUUCGGCUCGUCAGUAGGUCGAAGAUUUACUCCAAGUUCGCGCAUUAAUUUCCUGAGAAAUUAAACAAGGCAAGUUGAAACUGGAGUUCAUAUACCAGAAAAACACGGGAAAGCUGGGGGACCCACUGACGAGCCGAACCCCUCGCAGCUGAGCCAGGCAGCGGCAUAAGAUCGGCGAAACACGCGUGCUUGGGCUGUUAGCUAGUACCUGUGUUGUUAGUACGGUAAAUCAUUGCAGUUCUAUACUACUGGCUGCCUGUUGGCGGUUUGUGAAUAUUAAGCGGUUAUUCCGCAGUAGCCGAUGGAUUUCAGCUCAAAUAUUCAUAUCAAACUUUGGACAGUGCCUGAAAAGGCCCGUUUCGAAAGAUUUACUCCAAGUUCGCGAAUUAAUUUCCUCGGAAAUUAAACAAGGCAAACGUAUCUUUACAUACGGAACCAAUACACAGUACCACCAGUCAGGUCGUCUAAAACUGUCCUUAUUAGCAUUAGAUGGUCACCCUUUUUGUUCUCGCUCCAUAUUUGAUGUAACGUCCAGUAGAUCUUCCUGUUUGGUCAUAAACACCCCCCCCUGGAGAUCCAUUAAUCAGUGCGGAGAGAAAAAAGCAUAAUCUACCAAAACGCCGGUAACAGAAGUUUCCACGACCCCACUAUACGGCUAAAACGUUUCCCCGAAGUCCACUCAGUUUGAUGUUUUUGUUCCACAGAUAUCUGCGAAGAUUCAGCGCUGAAACAAAGGCGGAACGGAAAGAAGUUGAAAAUUGUUCCGUUUCAAUGUCUAUAGAUAUGUCCAACGCAUUCGUGGAGCAAGAGAUGCGGGAAUAUAAGACGGCCGGUCUUUCCAUACCAGACUUGACCUCGAAAGUAAAUGUGGAAAAACUAAGGUAGGCCUCGCAGCUUUAGGCAUUUUCUUGUCCUUCAGAAACUGGAAUGGCGAAGUCGCUCAGAUGGCCACGGUCCCGAUGACUGUUGUAAAGCACACUGACAAUAAAAAGUAG
Molecule: messenger RNA, 2534 nt
Organism: Spirometra erinaceieuropaei
Lineage: Eukaryota; Metazoa; Platyhelminthes; Cestoda; Diphyllobothriidea; Diphyllobothriidae
Source: the annotation of a GenBank genome assembly